Messenger RNA from Camarhynchus parvulus, 3157 nucleotides. It is a transcript of the gene SLC26A1, whose product is annotated as solute carrier family 26 member 1. Gene Ontology annotation, cellular component: membrane. Gene Ontology annotation, molecular function: chloride transmembrane transporter activity; bicarbonate transmembrane transporter activity; secondary active sulfate transmembrane transporter activity. Gene Ontology annotation, biological process: transmembrane transport. NCBI's taxonomy places the organism in Eukaryota, Metazoa, Chordata, Aves, Passeriformes, Thraupidae. The record is from RefSeq and is a predicted model, not a curated record.
CAUUAUUUAAACUCAAAUCCUCAGCUAGCGAUACAUAUAUAUCCAGCUUUACAAAGUGAUACAAGUGACAACACACUACCAAACACCAAGCUCAAGAUUCCAUAAAUACCCAUUCCUACCCUGAGGAAUAUUUAGCUAAUAAUUAUCCUUUAUGCAAAGAGAGCGAUGUCUGGCUGAAGACUUCCAUUCAUUCCAACGUGCAAAAACAGAGCUGGUACAUUCCCGUCAAAAAGUUAUCCAGGAACACAUUAAUGAAGUAAGCACUGGGAAAAUGGAAAGACAACUUGAGGCUACCAGAAUGGAAAACAACACCUCAUCCUGCUUUCUCAUGGAAAGAAAGACUCGUGUCAAGAUUAACAGGAAAGAAACCAUGGUAGCUAAGCUGAGAAAGAGCUGCUCUUGCACACCACAAAAGCUGAAGAACUUUCUUAUGGACUUCUUUCCUGUUUUGCGAUGGCUUCCCAAGUACCGAUGCAGAGAGUACAUUUGGGGGGAUAUUAUGUCUGGAUUAGUGAUUGGGAUAAUUUUAGUGCCUCAAGCAAUUGCAUACUCACUGCUGGCAGGUCUGAAGCCCAUUUAUAGCCUUUACACAUCCUUCUUUGCCAACAUCAUCUAUUUCUUAAUGGGCACAUCCCGUCACGUCUCAGUUGGCAUUUUCAGCUUGAUAAGCUUAAUGGUGGGACAAGUUGUGGACCGAGAACUUCUCUUGGCUGGGUUUGACUUAAAUGAUGAUGCCCCACCAGCCUCAGGUGACGGCUCUCUGCAGAAUGACAAUCUGUCCAACACAACUGCCUUCAACCUUACCAUUGCGGGGAUAAAUGCUGAGUGUGGGAAAGAGUGCUACGCUAUUGGCAUUGCUACAGCCUUGACAUUCAUGGCUGGAGUGUAUCAGGUUCUAAUGGGGAUCUUCCGUCUAGGUUUCGUAUCUAUGUACCUAUCUGAGUCCGUACUAGAUGGCUUUGCAACUGGUGCUUCCUUAACCAUUUUAACAGCUCAAGUGAAGUAUCUCAUUGGAAUAAAAAUUCCACGCAGCCAAGGGCAUGGGAUGCUCGUUAUUACCUGGAUUAACAUUUUCCGGAACAUUUCUCAGGCCAACCUUUGUGAUGUCAUCACAAGUGCCAUUUGUAUUGUGGUGCUGGUCACUGCUAAGGAAAUCGGAGAUCGGUAUAAGCAUAAACUGAAAUUUCCUCUUCCCACGGAGCUGGUAGUUAUUGUUGUGGCAACACUGGUGUCACACUAUGGUAAGUUAAAUGAAGUGUAUGCAUCCAGUGUUUCUGGAGCUAUUCCAACAGGAUUUAUCCCUCCAAAGGUACCAGAGUUCAACUUAAUGCUCAGAGUUGCUCUAGAUGCUUUGCCUCUUGCCAUAGUCAGCUUUGUCUUCACUGUAUCCCUUUCUGAAAUGUUUGCAAAGAAAUAUGCUUACACCAUCCGAGCCAAUCAGGAAAUGUUUGCUGUGGGGUUCUGCAACAUCAUUCCUUCCUUCUUCCACUCUUUUGCAACCAGUGCAGCUUUGGCAAAAACACUUGUCAAAACAUCUACAGGCUGCCAAACUCAAAUCUCUGGAGUAAUUAGUGCAAUGGUGGUUUUGCUGGUGCUGCUCUUCCUGGCACCUCUCUUCUACUCCUUGCAGAAGUGUGUCUUGGCUUGUAUUAUCAUUGUGAGCCUUCGGGGAGCCCUGAGGAAGUUCCGAGAUGUGCCAGCACGGUACUAUGUGAAUAAGGUGGACACACUUGUUUGGGUAGUUACCAUGUCUGCCUCUGCCUUGGUCAGCACAGAAAUAGGGCUGUUGGUUGGCAUUGUUUUCUCCAUGUUAUGCAUCAUUGUUCGGACCCAGCGGCCACGGACAGCCCUGCUUGGUCAGAUUCAAGACACAAGCUUUUAUGAGGAUGACUUAGAAUAUGAAAAUCUCUCUACUGUUCCAAAGGUCAAAAUAUUUCGCUUUGAGGCCCCACUUUACUAUGCAAAUAGAAACUACUUCCUAAAGUCUCUGUACAGAUUGACCAAUUUAGAUCCUAACCUAGAAGCUGCUCGAAGGAAGAAAUACGAGAAGAAGGAAAAGCGGCAUCUGAAAAAGGGAAAUCACAAAACUGCUAAUGGACUGGGUAUUGGAGAAACCACUUUGCAACUAGUUCCUAAGCAAAUUGAUUUCCAAGCCCUUGUUGUUGAUUGCUCUUCCAUCUCAUUUUUGGACACCACUGGAGUUAAUACCUUGAAGGAAAUCCUGAAAGACUACAAGAAUUUAAACAUUUCUGUUCUCCUGGCUUGCUGCAAUCCCUCAGUGAUAGACUCUCUGAAAAGAGGGGGUUACUUCGGAAAGGAUUUUGGAUGUAUGCAGGAAAUGCUGUUCUACAGUAUACAUAAUGCCGUGCUGUUUGCAAAAGACCAAAAGCUUCCAGCAGACUGCUCAGUUUAACCCUAUGUCUUCCUUGAUGAUUCGCCACAAAGUGACAGAUAGAGAGGGGUAGUUUGUAACUAUCAGACACACAGUUGGCUGCAUAAAGCCAUUCCCCCCAAAGAGUUCCACUUUAUGUCAUAUGCUACAAAGGGCAGUCACUGGGGACGCAGUCCAGGACAAGCAUGGAAAGGUUAGACCACCACCUUCACUUUAAAAUCCAGAAAAUGGUUGAGAUUGACUUGCAUCAUACCAUGAUCCUUUGUGACCCAACAUGGAUGUCAGGGGACUUUUGUGGUGGAAGGCCUGCCCAGUGCUGCUCUCCCAGUGAUUAAAUGGCUGGUUUGUGUUAAGAAGGCUAAGCCACCUCCAUCAAAAUGCAAUCAAUACAGCAUUCUGGAUACAUCAUUGUUUAAACUGUGGCUUGCAAGGCCCUACUCCUUCCAGUCAUUCCAGGUGUACUCCUAGACAAGUCCCCACUGUUUGCAUAAAAAAAAUGUAUAAAAUAUUGUGGCAUGUAGAAUAUCUCUCCUCCUUGAUCACACACGCUUAAUAGCAUAAUCUGCCAUAGGAGAAGAAACUAUGAUCCAUCACAGGUUCCUCUCAAAAUGACCAUUUUCAAAAACUGCUGGCUUUGGAGUUACAGGAGUCAUCUGUUCUAUUGGAUUAAAUCUGUCAUAAUUAGUUACUAAAGGCUGUGAUACCCCUAAUCAUGCUGGAAGAAAUAUGACUCUGAUGCGCAAAUUUGUAACUAGUAAAAGGAUA